Molecule: messenger RNA, 2186 nt
Organism: Hydractinia symbiolongicarpus
Lineage: Eukaryota; Metazoa; Cnidaria; Hydrozoa; Anthoathecata; Hydractiniidae
Product: mediator of RNA polymerase II transcription subunit 15-like
Exons: 16
Coding region: 158-2053 (631 amino acids)
Biological process (GO): regulation of DNA-templated transcription
Molecular function (GO): transcription coregulator activity
Source: RefSeq, a predicted model, not a curated record
UGCUGGGAAAUUUAAAAUUUUUUGUAGACAGAUAGCUUGCUAACAAAAAGGAAAGCAAAUAGAAAAAAUUACGACUGUCAAUUUAUUAUAACAGAAACGCAAUUAUCUAGCUAAGCUAACAAAAAGGAGAAAUUGCUGACCAGCGUUUAUUCGCAAAAUGGCGGUCAACGAAUGGGCAUCAAAUAAUUUGAGGCAAAUGGUCAUACAGCAAAUUGAAGAAACAUACAGUAAUUAUGGAAACCCAACACGCAAAAGCAGUCAAGAAGUUGAAAAACAUAUAUUGGCGAAGGCGCAUUCAAGAGAUGACUAUCUCCAGAUGGUUGCCAGGCUAAUAUUGCAUAUCAAAGAAGUGCGAGGGGCACAUGUGGUACAACAAGAUGGACAAUAUAUAGGUUCUAUGGUUAAUCCAGGUGGCACUGGUGCCAAUCCACCUUCAAUUCAACAAUCAGCAAUGAACACCUCCACACCACAACAACAAACAAUGAAAGCUUUACAAAACAGUCUGGUUCAACAACUUAACCAGAAAGCACAAAAAAACGCACAAAAUAUAGCGCAGUCAACGAGUCAACCAAUGCAAGUGACUAUGCAAGGAAGUCAAAUUAUUAACCGUGGACAAAAUAUGAUGACGCAACAACAACCGCAGCAAGCACCACAGCCUACUAUGCAAAAACAACAUAUACAAGCCAAUCAACCAUUCUCGAUUGGUAACCCACUACAACAAGGUUUAGCUGGUGUGAACAUGAUGGUCAAUGUGACAUCAGCAAUGUCAACGCAACCAAUGCAGCUGCAACAACAGAAAAUGCAACAAGUACAGCAUCUUUCUCAGCAACAACAAAUGCAGUUACAACAACAACAGCAACAGCAACAACAGAAUCAACAACAAAAAAAUCAGCAACAACAACAGCAACAGUUGCAACAACAACAACAACAACAACAAAAUACAUUAAUGCAACAGAAAGAACGUUUGAUCAUGAAGAAGGUUCAGCAAUUUAAAAUUCAAAACCAAAUGCCAGGUGUAAGCCAGGGUAAUGUUAUGUCUUCGAAUCAGCUACUAGCAUCACAGGGAUUUACGGUACCUUCCAUAAAGACUUCAGCUCCCACCCAACAGCCCAAAGCGCAACCGCAAGCUCCACUUUCCAAACACAUGUCCGCACCAUCCCCACAAACGAGUAUACAACCUGCACCAUCUCCACAGCAGCCCACUCCAUCACCUGGCAGUUACAACCCUCCAUCUGUUGGUCCUUCUCCUAGUCCACUGACACCUGCAGAGGAACAACAAUACUAUGAAAAGUUAAGAGAGAUGAGCAAGUACAUAGAUCCCUUGACAAAAUUGAUCAACCAAAUGCCUACUGGCGAUGACCACAAAAGAGAUCGUGAUAAAAUGAAUGGUUUACUGGAUAUGUUGAAAAAUAACAAAAGAACGCGACUAACCGUGCUGGCAAGAUGUGAACCUGUUCUUGUCCGACUGUUCCCUGAUGUGAGUUCAAAUACGUCAAGCAUGCAAUCAACACCUCCAAAAAUACCAAUGCCACAGACGGGAGAGGUGGUGAAAAAUGUCAUGUCCUCAUCACAACUUAUGACUGAGACAAGACAAAAUAUUCUACCUGGUAUGCUAGCGCUGAAUGCACCCAUGAUCAGUCCGCCUCCACCACCACCUAAAUCUCGCAAAAGACAAUCCUCGUCACCAGACUCCCCUCCAGCCAAGAAGUCUCCUCUCCCGCGAGCUCUACAAAUGGAGAUUGUUCACUUGUUUGAGAAAUUCAAGAUUAGUUUGGACCAAUCACAGGCUGUCGACAGGACAGGCGUCACCGUUCUGUGUCGAUGCAGAGAAGAAAAUAUGUCUCAGAAAUCUGGUACCUUAUCAGUACGCAUUCCUGGAAAUUACCCCAAGAGUGAACCCAACUAUACGCUGAACACUUUCAACCAAUCCGAUCAAGUAUCCGAUAUUGAAAAUCGGAUGACAAAGAAACUGAUGAGAUUGCAUCACUCCGUCACAUUUUCGUCCAUUCUGACGGCUUGGGAACAAAGCAUUCGUGAAACACUCGUUACGUAGAAAAUGAAAGAUGACAGAAAAACACAAUAUACUGCUCAUUUUUUUGGAUUGUAAAUAGUGAAAAUAUUUUGAUGUUAUAUUUAUAUGCUCUUUGGAAUUUAUAAGAAAAUAGUAGAAAUCUUUAGUAGAAAAA